UUAAAAUAAGGAUCUAGCUAAUGUUACACAUCGAUCACAGUGUAGGUUAUAAGUAGGCGUGUUGGCGAAACGUGUGAUUUGCUUUUAUGACAUGAGUUCGGUCGCCAGAAAUUAAUUUUCAGAAAUGCCUCCGAGCGACCAUCGGGAACUUGUCUUUAGCCAAUAACUAUAUUGCUGUAGCUAGCUAGUAGCAUUUUGAGGUCGAGUGUGUAAUUCUAGCUAGCUGUCAUUCACUGCAAAACGAUCAUUUUUUAUCAUCGGCAGGCUCACAGGAAACACAUUAGCUUGCUUGCAACUAGCGCAAUGUUAUUUGAUGCCAAAUGUAUCUAGCUAGCUCUAGCAAGCUCUAAUCAAACUAGCCGGAUAGGUAGCUACCUCGUUACCAACGAAGAUGAACUGACUCACCUGCCAAAAUAGUUCUGUCUGUAGGACCAUUUUGAGUUCAGUCAGUGCUGGGAUGUGUCCUGACGCCCUUCCUGGCAGUGCUUGCUGUCUUUUCCCUCUGUGAUCCAGAAGAGAGAAUAGGAGCUCUUCAGCAUCCGGGGUUGUGUGCUGUGGUUCCUGUUGCACAACUCUCCCAGUUUGAAUCCUUCUGCUGGACUCAUCGCCAUCGCCAUGGAGAUCAUAGUGGCCAAAGUGCUGUGUCUGCUGACGGUGUUCGCCCUCAUGCUGGCCGGUAUUCUUGUCCCAGUGCGGGUCAUGCAAGUGGACUACGAGAAGGCGCAAAGAUACCGGAAGAUUCUUGCCCUCUGCAAUUCUUUUGGUGGGGGCGUCUUCCUUGCCACCUGCUUCAAUGCUCUUCUGCCUACCGUGAGAGAGAAGGUGGCAGAUGUCCUGAAGCUGGUGAACAUCCAGACGGACUACCCCCUGGCGGAGACCAUGAUGAUGCUGGGCCUCUUCCUCACCGUGUUCGUGGAGCAGGCGGUGCUGACGUUCCGCAAGGAGAAGCCGUCCUUCAUCGACCUGGAGACCUUCAACGCGGGCGGCUCGGAGGCCGGGAGUGACUCCGAGUACGACACGCCGUUCAUCGCCCCGCCCAGGGGCUCGGCGGGGGGGCACCACCACAACUCGCACCACCACGGACACCUGAGCCCGUCGGAUUUGGCGCGGGCGGGACCGCUGCGCCUCGCCAGCCUGGUCCUGGCACUGUCCGCCCACUCCGCCUUCGAGGGACUCGCCCUGGGGCUGCAGGAGGACGGGGCCAAGCUCGGGGGCCUCUUCCUGGGGGUGGCCAUCCAUGAGACCCUGGCCGCCGUGGCCCUGGGGGUCAACGUGGUCAAAGCCGGCCUGCCCAUGCGGGAUGCCGUCAAGCUGGGCGUGGCGGUGAGUCUCAUGAUUCCGCUGGGGAUGGGUCUGGGGAUGGGCAUCGAGAGCGCCCGGAACCUGGCGGCCAGCAUCAUCUCCGUGGUGCUCCAGGGGCUGGCCGCCGGGACGUUCCUCUUCGUCACCUUCUUCGAGAUCCUCUCCCGGGAGCUGGAGGACAAGCACGACCGCCUGCUGAAGGUACUCUUCCUCAUCGUGGGGUACGCGGUCCUCGCCGGCCUCGUCCUCAUCAAAUGGUGAAG
Molecule: messenger RNA, 1565 nt
Organism: Conger conger (European conger)
Lineage: Eukaryota; Metazoa; Chordata; Actinopteri; Anguilliformes; Congridae
Product: zinc transporter ZIP3-like
Exons: 3
Coding region: 616-1563 (315 amino acids)
Biological process (GO): zinc ion transmembrane transport
Cellular component (GO): plasma membrane
Molecular function (GO): zinc ion transmembrane transporter activity
Source: RefSeq, a predicted model, not a curated record